CUGUUCUCUUUGUACAAGUCUUUCCCUUUUCUAUGGUACAUUGGUUCCAGGCGCCGUGGGGUACGAGUGGACGGGCAUACAAAAUGGACUCGAAGAACAACAUUUACACGAAAAAUGAGCGACUAACCAACGAGGAGGUCAAUGUAGAGCGGCUAAUUCGCAUGUACCGAGCCAACCAGUGUCUCUGGAAUCCCAAGUCCCCGGGUUACCACUGUGCGCCCCUAAAGCAGAGCGCCUGGAACCGCAUCACGCGGAUUCUCAACAACGGCCUAACGACGGAUCAGGUUAAGCUGCAGGUGCUCUCCCUUCGCAACUACUACGACACGGAAUGCCAGGCCAUCAAGCGUAGCCAGCGGGAGGGAUUAACCUACGUUCCCUGUCGCUCGAUCUUCAAGGACCUCCAAUUCCUGCCCGACCUGGAACCGGAUGAGGCAGAGAAGUUCAACGGCAGACCUAGCGUCUACGACGACCAACUGCAGUUUAUUAUUGAUGAUGUCAUGUCAGUCAUGAGCAAGAACUUGGUGGAGUGUAGGCGCAGUUUACACGUCGAUCCAGAUAUCUCUUCUCCAAAUAAAAGCUCCAAGGAAUUCGUUGAAUUCGAUAUCUCGUCCUUGUCUGACUCGGACUGCGAGACGCCGGUAACUUCAUUACCAUUACGUGCCACUUCCGGAGCCGAUCGUCAGUACGAUGGGCAAGAUGAAAAGGAGUCUAGCAACUCCUCGUCCCACCAGCAGUCGAGGGAACGGUAUCAGGUUAGAGGCGCAUGUCCGUGUCCCCCAGACUCUGAUCGGGAAGGACGAUUCCAAAGACAUGCCAGACCUACAGAAAACUAUAGCCACAAUGGUCCGUUCGAGGUCGCACCAACAACCACUCCUCGCAAUUCACCAGCCGAGCAUCUGCAACCACUCAGACCGAGGAUGGAGGCCAGCAACAGUAACUCUCAAUGCAGCAGAAACUCCACCGAGCACCAAAGUAGUAGCGCCCGCAGUAACUACUGCAGUCGACCUUCUGACAAGGAGGAGUGCAAUGUCCUGUUGCUCAAGUUUAAUCCAGAAAAUGACAUGCGGCCACGAACUAAUAACAAAGUCUUCUGUACCUAUCAUCCUGCUGACAACAGGGAGAUCCAAGAGGACAAUCGAGACUAUAACGACAUCGACGCCAGCGGACAGCAACUACAAUCAGCCGAAACUCCAUUGUUCGAGUAUUACAACUCCAACGAGAACAAAGCUCUUCCGGCGGACUGCAGCUACAGCUAUGACCCUAGUCAUCAGGAGAACACAGAGCAAAACGAGCAGGAUCAAAAUUUUUAUUAUCCGGAAGGUUCAGACCCAUAUGAAUAUGACGAUUGCUACUGUACGCCAGCUCAGGAAGUCGCUCAACUUUAUCAUCAGGGAGAGGAAUCGAUAGCCAACGAAGAGCCAACCUUGCGGCGUCCCCAGCCGUUUGCUGGAUACCAGAGGAAAUACAGCAACACCGAACCUGAUGAUGCUCCAACUGAUGCACAAACGAGAGAGCAGUUCAGUCCCAACCGCCUCAAACGCAUGCCGCAACCCCGCCAGGAAGAUAUUCCUGGGUCCAGCUCAAAAGAUACCACGAACUCCGCUCCGAUUGUGAGGAGUCGGGGAUCCCGUAGCUCUGGGGCAGAUUCCUAUGGGGCACAACAGUGCGCUGCACUUGCUGCACAAAUUAUGGACGAUUAUUGUCUCGGCCAAUGCAGACGCGUGCAGAAAACGUAUCCGGAUGAUGAUGAUGAAUUCUGCGAAGAGCCAGUGGCCAGGCGACCCCAAAGACGUUACCAGCCCGAAGACAUAAUUUAUGUAGAGUGUCCAGCCCGGAGGCAAGGACAACCCAGAAAUGAAGUGGCGAGACGAAGGGAGAGUUCUCCUUCAAAGGUGUCGAAGGCAAGAGAUGAGUACAAAUAUGCUCCUCAAGAUGAUUUCGUGAAAAGUACGGAACAAGACCAAGGGAGGAGGACUUCCAAUCAAUUUGCUCGAGAAUACACUCAGGACAGACAACAAGGCCAGUACGAGUACGAUGCAGAAGAAUCUUUCGAAGAUGCCGAGCAGAGGGCAAAACCGAUUCCCCAGAGAAGAUCGUAUAUUCGAGAGACAGCCCAAGCAGAAGACCAAAGCAGAGGUGCCCAACCGCCUUUCCAAAGAUUUGAAAAAAUCCCUUGCAAGGAUGACACAUGUCCACUUUUAAGCCGAACAAUGGAAGUGGCGCCAAGACAAGUUUCGAGGAGAUCGUCCGAUAAAGGCCAGACUAAACCUGAAAAGCGCACCCCUCCGUCAGAACGCCAACAGCAAAUACGAGGCCAGACAGACUACAGACAAAGACGUGGGAUGGAUGGCACCGACGAGCCAUACAUGACCAAUAGAUGCCUGCCAAGCAGCCCAAACGACAGUCAGCCAAAAUCAGCACCGACUUUAAACCAAAAGUAUGGAAGUCUUGAAAAUUCAAUCGAUCCAUACGAAGUCGAUGAUUGCCUCUGCGAGGAUGACCCCAAGUAUCCCCAAGAGAUUGCCUCAACUAAAAGAAAAAGCCGGCAGGAUGAUCUAGGGAUUCCGUCUUCAGAGAGAAACAACCGGGAUGACCGGCAUCAAGAGCAAAGGCCAAAGCAGUAUCCCCAGCGGAAAUCGUAUCAGCGGGAGGAGACUGCAAAGAAUCGACCACAAGGCCAAAGAUUUCAGGAAAUCCCUUGCAACAAUAAUUUGUGCCCAUUUGUAAACCCAAAUUUUCCAGAGAAUACCUCAUCGAAGAGAAAUAGCCAAGAUGACCGGCCGCUCAAAUCAAACCCGACUUCAAAGAAAAUGGAUAGCAGACAGGAAGAGUCAACGGAUCUAUACGAGGGCGAUGAUUAUCUGCGCGAGGAUGAUUCCAUGGUUCCAGAGAAAACUUCAGAUAAGAAAAAUAUCCGCUUGGAAGAAUCAAGGGGUCCAGUGACAGCCUCAACAAAAAGAAACAGCCGAGAUGACCGCCAGGAAGAACCAAGUGUUUCAGACGUUGUCUCUUCAGAGAAAGGUAGUCGUCGGGAAGAACUAAGUGUUCCAGAUACUACCUCAUCGAAGAGAAAUAGCCAAGAGAACCGGCAGCCCAAAUCAAACCCGAUUUCUAAGAAAGUGGAUAGCAGACAGGAAGAGUCAACGGAUCUAUACGAGGGCGAUGAUUAUCUGCGCGAGGAUGAUUCCAUGGUUCCAGAGAAAACUUCGGAUAAGAAAAAUAUCCGCUUGGAAGAAUCAAGGGGUCCAGUGACAGCCUCAACAAAAAGAAACAGCCGAGAUGACCGCCAGGAAGAACCAAGUGUUUCAGAGGUUGUCUCUUCAGAGAAAGGUAGUCGUCGGGAAGAACUAAGUGUUCCAGAUACUACCUCAUCGAAGAGAAAUAGCCAAGAGAACCGGCAGCCCAAAUCAAACCCGACUUCAAAGAAAAUGGAUAGCAGCCAAGAAGAGUCAACGGAUCUAAACGAAAUCGAUGAUUGUCUUUGCGAGGAUGAGUCCAUGAUUACAGAGAAAACUUCGGAAAAGAGAAAUAUCCGCUUGGAAGAAUCAAGGGGUCCAGUGACAGCCCCACCAAAAAGAAACAGCCGAGAUGACCGCCAGGAAGAACCAAGUGUUCCAGAGGUUGCCCCUUCAGAGAAAGGUAGUCGUCGGGAAGAACCAAGUGUUCCAGAUAAUACCUCAUCGAAGAGAAAUAACCAAGAGAACCAGCCGCCCAAAUCAAAUCCGACUUCAAAGAAAAUGGAUAGCAGCCAAGAAGAGUCAACGGAUCUAAACGAAAUCGAUGAUUAUCUCCGCGAGGAUGAUUCCAUGGUUCCAGAGAAAACUUCAGCAAAGAGAAAUAUCCGCCUGGAAGAUUCUAGGGAUCCAGUGAUAGCCUCAACAAAAAGAAACAGCCGAGAUGACCGCCAGGAAGAGCCAAGAGUUCCAGAGGUUACCUCGCCAAAGAGAAGUAGUCGUCGGGAAGAACCAAGUGUUCCAGAUACUACCUCAUCGAAGAGAAAUAGCCAAGAGAAUCGGCCGCCCAAAUCAAUAACGACAUCAAAGAAAAUGUAUGACAGCCAAGAAAAGUCAACGGAUCUAAACGAAAGCGAUGAUUGUCGCUGCGAGGAUGAGUCCCUGUUUCCAAAGAAAACUUCAGCAAAGAGAAAUAUCCGUCUGGAAAAGGCCAGCGUUUCAGAGAAUGACUCUUCAAAAAAAAGUAGUAAUCGAGAAGAGCCCAUAGUUCCAGUGAUUGCUUCAUCGAAGAGAAACUGGCGAGACGAUCAUACGGAUGAUCUGAGAGCUCCAAGGAUUCAAUCUUCAAAAAGAAACAACCAAGAUGACUGGCAACAAGAGCAAAGGCCAAGACGGUAUCCCCAGCGGAGAUCGUAUCAGGGAGAGGAACCUGCAAAGAAUCUACCACAAGGCCAAGCAUUUGAGGAAAUCCCUUGCAACAAUAACUUGUGCCCAUUUGUGAAACCAAAUUUUCCAGAGAAUACCUCAUCGAAGAGAAAUAGCCCAGAUGACCGGCAGCCCAAAUCUAGACCGACAUCAAAGAAAAUGGAUAAAAGCCAAGAAGAGUCAUCGGAUCUAUACGAGGUCGAUGAUUGCCUCUGCGAGGAUGACCAUAUGGGUCCCCAAGAAAUUACCUCAACAAAAAGAAAUAGCCGGCAGGAUGUUUUGGGGAUUCCGUCUUCGAAAAGAAACAACCGAGAUGACCGGCAACAGGAGCAAACGAAAAGACAAUAUCCCCAGCGGAGAUCGUAUCAGGGAGAGAAGCCUGCGAAGAAUCUACCACAAGGCCAAAGAUUUGAGGAAAUCCCAAAUCAAAAUUUUCCAGAGAAUACCUCAUCGAAGAGAAAUAGCCCAUAUGACCGGCAGACCAAAUCAAGACCGACAUCAACGGAUCGAUACGAAGUCGAUGAUUGCCUCUGCGAUGAUGAGUCCAUGGUUCCAGAAAAAACGCCAGCAAAGAGAAAUAUCCGCCAGGAGGAACCAACCAGAAGUAGUCGUUGGAAAGAACCCAGUGUGCCCGGGACUGCCCCACCAAAGAGAAACAGUCAGAACGACCGUAAGGGAAAAUUGGCACCUACUUCACAGAAAAUGAAUGUCGGAAAUGAAAAGCCAAUGGAACCAAAGGAAGUCGAUGAUUGCCGUUGUGAUGAGAAUGUGGAGAUCGCCGCAUCAAAGAGAAACAGGAAUAAAAACAGUAGAAAGGAUGAUGAGAAGGAUACUAAAGCACAGACGGAUAAUACGAAGGGAAGUCGAAACAAUAAUGAAGAACCGAAGAAAACCACACCCAAAAAGAACAAUACUUUUAAAAAUUAUGUUAACGAACAGAAGUGUGAAUGCGAUGAUGCUGAUAAUUCUUACCGGCAGCCCGAUAACUAUUCGAAGAAGGCUAAUGGGAGGAAUAUUCCACACAGUACGAAAGAGUCCACACGAACUUCAAUUAAAAAGAACGUUACAGCGGUCCCAACGAGGACUGGAAAAGAAGAUGAAAAGGAUAACAGUGACAGUGAGUACUGUGAUUGCCAGAUUGGGGUCGAGUCUCCAAAUGGGAAAAACAUAAGAAGCAAAUCUGGGAACAGUAGAAAUACUGAAGACGUUGAAGAAGUGAAUGAAAAAGGUAGGAAUAUGCGUUUAGAUAUAAAGAAAAAAGAGAACGGUACAGAAAGUAUGGAUGAUUUGGAGGAUUCUACCAGUUUAUGUGAGUGCGAAUGCUUUUGCGAGGACGAAGAGGAGAAGCCAACAGAUGAGAAAGCGGAGGAGGAGACGUCCGCCAAGAAGAAGGUUCGUACUCAGCAGAUCGCCAAGGCAACGCCACGGAGCCAGUCCACUGCAGGUCGAUCCAGUGCGACCCCAAAGUCUAGGCUCAGGCGUAGCUCCAACACGGAAGAGAUGGCAAAGAAGCCCAUUUCUUCGAGAAGUAGCAAACACAAUCGUCAAAUCAGCGGUAAGAGAUCCAUGAAAAACGCCGACUAUGAUGGUGGCACCAGUAGCGGCUGCCCCUUUGAUUUAAACAGGGCUUCAUACUACAUUUGCCAAUUACAGGAUGAAGAUGAAGAGAAUCAGUAUCUGAUAAUAGUGCCCGAAGCUAAGUACCGUAGGAUGAGUGUCAACAGGACUUGCCCAGGACAAGAGCUUGCGAAGAGGAAGCCCUGCACCCCGCGGCAGUGCUCUGGCUUCGAUACUUUGUCCUGGGCCAGUCCAAAGCCCGCUCACCAGUCGUCUUCAAGGAAAACGGAGGGUCUCUCUGUCCUUGGCUCCUAUAUGGUGCCACCAGUCGCCGCAGAGACCACCAUGAGCAUUAUCAACCAGCACAUUAAAAUGUCGAUAGGGCGCAAGCCAGUAGUAGAACUGAUCCAAAAGAACCAUAAAUACUGCACCAGCAAGAAAAACGUGAAUUCUCCUCCUAAGAUGCAAUGCAAGCCUAAGCCCAAACCGAUGACAGCAAUGGCUUAUAAUCGCACGCCCAUCCUUCGACCGAUCCAUGAGACAAGUUCAAUAUUGGCAGAGAACCGCACCGUACUGCUCUCCAAAAAUCCGGGUUCGAGUUCCAAUCAAGAGGUAAUCGUACUGCAUCCGCCCGUCCUUGGCUUUCGACCCUCCAAGAACUCCCUCUGCCUGGAUGAUGUGCAGAUGCAGCUUAUCAAAGUUCAGCACAGCGAGCCGCAUGUGAGCCCGAGGCCGAUGUGAUCUGAAACAGAGCCAUCCAGAGGUUGAACUCUAUGGCGUAGCCAUCCAGCCAUACCAUAGCUGAUAUUUCUUCACACAUAGUUCUCUGCCCCAACCAAUGUACCAGAGUAUCAUAGUAAAGAACAGCAACAAACCGAAGCCGCAGGA
Molecule: messenger RNA, 6824 nt
Organism: Drosophila persimilis
Lineage: Eukaryota; Metazoa; Arthropoda; Insecta; Diptera; Drosophilidae
Exons: 4
Coding region: 33-6677 (2214 amino acids)
Source: RefSeq, a predicted model, not a curated record